Molecule: messenger RNA, 825 nt
Organism: Ophidiomyces ophidiicola
Lineage: Eukaryota; Fungi; Ascomycota; Eurotiomycetes; Onygenales; Onygenaceae
Gene: cwf16
Product: Pre-mRNA-splicing factor cwf16
Exons: 2
Coding region: 1-825 (274 amino acids)
Biological process (GO): mRNA splicing, via spliceosome
Cellular component (GO): U2-type catalytic step 1 spliceosome
Source: RefSeq, a predicted model, not a curated record
AUGUCUGAACGCAAGGUUCUUACGAAAUACUAUCCGCCAGACUUUGACCCGUCGGCUAUUACACGCACUCCCAAGCAUUUACGCGCAACGGGUCCCAAAUUACUGACCGUUCGGUUGAUGGCCCCGUUCAGCCUAAAAUGCACCAAUUGUGGCGAGUAUAUUUAUAAGGGUCGGAAAUUUAAUGCCAGAAAAGAAACUACAGAUGAGCGCUAUCUCAAUAUUCCUAUAUACCGAUUCUAUAUCAGAUGCACUCGAUGUUCUAGUGAAAUAACGUUCAAAACGGACCCGAAGAACAUGGAUUACACCUGCGAGAAAGGCGCUAAACGAAAUUUUGAGCCGUGGAGAGAGGCUAAAGGAAGUCAAGUUCACGAAACUGAGGAGGAAACUCUGGACCGUCUGGAAAGAGAGGAGAAUGAAGCUGAAGAAAAAGCAGAGAGAGACAAAAUGAUGGAACUUGAAGAAAAGAUGUUAGAUUCAAAGCGGGAGAUGGCAGUCGCAGACGCAUUAGACGAAAUACGGACAAGAAAUGCGCGAAUAGAACGUGGCGAAAAGGGCGGGGAGGAAUUUGCAUUGCUUCGUGCGAAACAGGAAGCAGACGAGGCUCGAGCCAAAGCUGAUGCGGAUGAUGCCGAACUGGCGCGUCAGGCAUUUACGACAAAAGAUGGUGAGCGUAUACGUCGGUUGGUUGACGUCGAAACGGACACAGCAGAUUCUACCCUAUCGAAUUCUACUGAAAUGCCGCCCCCUUCUUUUACCAGAGUAAAGAGACCUAAAAAGGUAUUUUCAGCCGACCUAGGAAUCAAAAAGAAGACACCCCUGGUAUAG